Molecule: messenger RNA, 939 nt
Organism: Haliotis rufescens (red abalone)
Lineage: Eukaryota; Metazoa; Mollusca; Gastropoda; Lepetellida; Haliotidae
Product: 39S ribosomal protein L18, mitochondrial-like
Exons: 6
Coding region: 113-751 (212 amino acids)
Biological process (GO): translation
Cellular component (GO): ribosome; mitochondrion
Molecular function (GO): structural constituent of ribosome; 5S rRNA binding
Source: RefSeq, a predicted model, not a curated record
GCUGUCUGGAGCUCUGCGACUUCCGGCGUGUUCUCACGCAUGUCGAAUACAAUUUAGAGCUAAACAAACUAAAAAGUUCUUUAGCUCUGAGCUGAAGGAUACUGUGCACAUAAUGUUUACCAGAUUCUCUAGGGUGGUUUGUCCAGCUUGGAUCGACACGGGGUCAUUUUCCUGCACAACAACUUGGCGACAGAGAAUCCAGGGUUUUGGGAGCACAUGUUUGAGAUACCAUGAUGACAGCCCUAACAAAGACUUCAAAGUAAACCCAGUGUUCCUGAACAAAAACCCCAGAAAUUUAGAAACAAUGGGAAUUGCAAGGAAAAGACAAGGUUGGAUUCUGCAAUAUCCCAGAAAGAAUUUCUAUCACAAGUUGUUUUUUGAGAGAAGUGCUCGCCACACAUCAGCUUGGGUGGAGCACAUGAAUGGGGAGACAGUUGUGUCAGCAUCUACACGGGAGUGGGCGGUCCGGGAACAGCUGUACAGCACCUCAGAUGUGUCCGCAGCAGAGAACGUUGGCCGAGUGCUGGCCCAGCGGUGUGUGGAGAGUGGACUGACCAGUGUCUUCUAUGACAGGGCAGAAGACGACACACCUUCCGAGUCUCGUGAGGCGUUUAUGAAGGCAGUUGAAGAUGUGGUGACAUUGAGAGAACCAAGACAACUGAAGCCAAGGUAUGAACCAGGAAUCGACUAUGACAGACCAAACAGAUAUGGAGAGAAGAAAAAGCUGAAACCAGACUACCAGAUCUCCUGAUAUGUGUCGUGCUGUAUGUCCAUCAUAUGGACAUGUGUCCUGAUGUGUGUCGUGCAGAAUGUCCUUCACAUGGGCGUGUGUCCUUUUAACAAUAGACACAUGUGUAUGAGAUGUAGAUGGAAGACAUGUCAACGUUGGUCAUAGAUAACUGUAUUGCUGGCUUUACAAUAAACAAGCUUGUUAUGUUA